Molecule: messenger RNA, 831 nt
Organism: Symbiodinium necroappetens
Lineage: Eukaryota; Dinophyceae; Suessiales; Symbiodiniaceae
Source: the annotation of a GenBank genome assembly
AUGCCGGGCGCACCAGCAUCCUUUACAUUGUCCGAGUACUACAGCAGGCAAGGGCCCUUGUCGCCGUGCUCCCCUGCGCCAACAGAAAGCUACGGCGGACGAGAGGCGCGGUUUUCGCACGAACUUGCUGAGCACGACUACGGCGGACAGGGGUUGUUAUCUCCUGCGCCCACGGAGUAUGUCUUCAACCCACAGGCAUGGUCACCAGCGUCCACGCAAUUCGGAGCUCCAUUGCCGGAGCACGGCGGAGAGGGCUUGACAGGAGGUUUCAGCCCCAAAUUCCCACCGGGAGUGCCAAUCAAACCUGACGAUUUGCUGCGUGAGCACAACGACUGUCCGUUUGGGAUGCCACCUCCGGAUGACAGCACUGCCCACUUCUGCCAGGACAGAAAUGAAGUCAGCGAGAUCUGCUUUGAAGAGUGCUCAGCUCACUGGUGCGGACUCUUCAGCAGCUGCCGCCAUGCAUCAGCACCAGAAAUCUGCACGGAUUGGAUGAUCGGAGCAUACAACUCCGUGCUGAACGCGUUGGAUUUCAUCACCGGCGCAAAGCCUGCCGGCGCGGAGGGCUACUCUGCCAUGCCCUCACAGAGCCAAGCGCAUUAUGUGCCCAACCCGCUGCUGGAACCUCCAUCGACCACAAACACGGCAUUGCCACAGCACCGGACGCUUUGUCCGGCUUCUACAACGGAGAUGCUUCCUCCCUCUGCACCGCUGCCGGCACCGCCGUCAUUGCCGUCCCUGCUGGGCCAUCGGCGUCGUGCCUCCAAGGUCACUGACGUCUUCAAAACACACCUGCCGGGGGAAAUGCCCUGCAGCCCGAUGUCCCGAUGA